ACAGCUCCUCCUUAAACCCUUUCGUUCCAUCACGAAACGAAAGAGCCUUCUUCCCCAAACCCAACCCUCCAGAAGUACCACAGUCUCGUCCAAAAAUGGUGAGCCAAAGACAGAGACUAGCUCGCAAGAGGUACAGGGAAGCAAACCCUGAACUUUUUCCUAAGCCAGAGCCAACGCCCCCAAAAGACCCAGACAGGAAGAAGAAGAAAACGAAGAGCAAGUUCAAGCGCAAAAGGACAGAAUCCAACGCACCCAAUGACCCAAGCAAACCAAUUAGAAAGGGGUUUAAGAAACACCCACUUCGAGUCCCUGGGAUGAAGCCUGGUGAGAGCUGUUUUAUUUGCAAAGCUCAAGACCAUAUUGCCAAGCUUUGCCCUCAGAAAGCUCAAUGGGAAAGGAACAAGAUAUGUUUUCUUUGUCGGCAACGAGGGCAUAGUCUCAAGAAUUGCCCUAACAAUGAUGAUGAGACAGUGGAUAAGAAGUUUUGCUAUAAUUGUGGGGAAACUGGGCAUUCCCUUGCUAUGUGCCGCCAACCUAUUCAAGAUGGAGGAACUAAAUUUGCCGAUUGCUUCAUAUGUAAUGAACGCGGACAUUUGAGCAAGAAUUGUCCUCAGAAUACUCAUGGAAUCUAUCCGAAGGGUGGUGGUUGUAAAAUAUGCGGUGGUAUAACACACUUGGCGAAAGAUUGUCCUAACAAAGGCAACCAAGCUGCUAGUGGAGCGGGUAACACAUCGAUUGUUGAUGAUGAAAGGCCAAGAGGAAAGGUGACCAAAUUUGUUAGUGGCGACGAUCUUGAGGAUGAUUUCUUGACUGAUGACACAUAUAGUGCCAACAAAGAUAAGCCCUCUGAGUCAAAAGUUGUCAAAACCGCGAAUGCGGCGUCUGGAAUGGCUGUGAGUGAUGAAUGCAAACUGAAGUUCUUGGAACUAAAAACAAAGAGGAACUACCGGUUCAUUAUCUUCAAGAUUGAGAAUCAGGAAGUGGUGGUGGAGAAAGUCGGAAGCCCAGAUGAAACCUAUGACGACUUCACUGCAUCUAUUCCUGCUGAUGAGUGUCGCUAUUGUGUCUUUGAUUUUGAUUUCAUCACUGAAGAGAACUGCCAGAAAAGCAAGAUUUUUUUCAUUGCAUGGUCGCCAGAUACAUCAAGAGUGAGAAGUAAGAUGGUGUAUGCCAGCUCCAAGGAUAGAUUCAAGAGGGAACUGGACGGCAUUCAAGUGGAGUUACAAGCAACAGAUCCUAGUGAAAUGAGCCUUGACAUUGUAAAAGGGCGAGCACUUUAAA
Molecule: messenger RNA, 1281 nt
Organism: Corylus avellana
Lineage: Eukaryota; Viridiplantae; Streptophyta; Magnoliopsida; Fagales; Betulaceae
Source: RefSeq, a predicted model, not a curated record